CUCGAAGAUAUUUGUCCACACCUAUGCAAUGACAACAAAUGUACAUCCAUAUACAUAUGUAUAUAUACGCACAAUGCUAUACUAUUUAUUUAUUUAUGUGCGGGCUUGUUUGUAUAUAUGCACGUAUUCAACCCUGAGUAAGAUCGAAGUGCUGCUGUUUUCAUAAUUAGCCGAACGCCCCUCCGCUUUGCCCUGACGAACAGAGCAAAGGUAUUGCCCAGUUGGUGAGCAAGAGCUACAUGUGCAUUAAUGGCAUCUGUUUAGAGUCACAUUGUCAAAGUGACGUCAUCGUGGUACGCAUGGCAUAGAAUAGUAUGAGUGUAUUGGACGCGUUCGAGCGAAGCUAAUGAUGACUUCAACGUUGACGUCGACAGCAGGCGGCAUAGUCGCUAAAGAAAAAUUUAAUACGCGGCAAGUGUUAUAGGAAAAACAACAAUGCCACGGCGAGUCACAAUGACAACAGCAACAAACACAGUAACAACUACAGCAGUGGUGGUAGUGGCGGCAGCGACCAUGCCGACUUCAAUGAAGCAUAUUCGUGAGCUUUUAUAUCAGUCUGCGUUUGAACGUGUAACGGAAAAGUUUCGAGAUAUUUUUUACUCCAAGUGAAAGUGGUGAAGAACGGAAAUAAGAAAGUGAAAAUUGCAAGUGGCGUUGCAAAGAAUUUGACUGCACCGAUAUUUUUUGGAAUUAAAAAAAAAAAUUGAUUUAUGAGCUUUUAAGAGCUGUUAACUGCUUGUGGUGAUUUUUCAAAAAUAAAUCGUGUUGAAAAUAUAAAUAAAGCGCAAGUAUAUAAACAAAUAUACGGUGGUAACACACAAACCUAAUAAAAUUGUAAAAUAAAUAAACAACGAUCCACUAGUAAGUCACUAAAGGUGAAAAAUGGGCUGCGCUACGACCACCGUAAAAAUAUCUUCGAUUCUCUUAAACACACUUUUGGCGCUUUUUAGCAUUGCCGCUAUUGUGCUGAUUGCCAUCAAUCCGGGUUCUGUGCCAGACGACUGGGACAUACCUGCAUACAUCAUCUUUGGCUUAGUCAUAGUGUUCGCCAUAAUAGGCUGUGUGGCUGCGCUGCGUGAGUCAAUUUGCCUCACUGUCACAUGCGCCGUUUUCUUGCUGCUGUUGGCAAUUCUACAAAUCGCCGUUACGAUCAUCAUUUUGAACGAUCGUCACACGCAGAGCGGCAUUGCUAUUGUGGAAGAUGCCUGGGAUCACGACAAAAUUGACGCUUUGCAGAAGGAAUAUGAGUGUUGUGGCAAAGACAGCUCACAGGAUUAUAUUUUGCUAAAUCGUCAAAUACCGCUCAGCUGCUAUGAGAAUCAAAAUGAUGCGGAUGCAAAUAAUAUUUUCACCGAAGGCUGCAGCGCCAAGUUGCAACGUUACUAUGAUAGCGAGACCACGAGCAUCGCUGUGGCGUCGUGGAUAAUUGCGGCCAUUGAGAUAAUUGGCUUUUUGCUGGCCGUAUUUUUGGUCAUCAAUUUCCGCAAUAAACAAAGGCGCAUGCAGUUUUAAAAUGCGGCAGUGUUUGCUGUGUUACAGUACAAAUUUAUCCUGAACGUCUCGAAUAUUGAUUGCUGUUGCGCGAAUAAUACUCGUAUUCUGCUUGAAGAAAUUGCCUUUUUAUUUGUGCAAUUAUUGUAAUUUAUUUGUUGUGUAUUUAUUGUAUUCAAUACUCAUUGACAUUACUGCAGAGUAAUCGAUUAAAUUAAAAAAAUAAUGUGUAAUUAAGAAUUUAUUAAGAUAUUUAAUAAUUAAAGCUAUAAUAGAUGCUCAUUUAA
This is a messenger RNA of Bactrocera oleae (olive fruit fly), 1778 nucleotides long. It is a transcript of the gene lbm, whose product is annotated as late bloomer. Gene Ontology annotation, cellular component: plasma membrane. NCBI's taxonomy places the organism in Eukaryota, Metazoa, Arthropoda, Insecta, Diptera, Tephritidae. The record is from RefSeq and is a predicted model, not a curated record.